UCGCAUUUGAAGGCAGAUUUUCGCAGAACGUUUGACUGAACGGUUGUGUUGACUGCAAGAGAAAUAAAAGUGACGCAGACGCAGUGUGUGUGAACGAGGAAGCAUUACGUGUAGGUCAAGUUAACUAUUAACUGAUUACAUAAUGGCGCAAAAAGUACUACGAAAUGUGACGCACUGCAUCUUUGAUAUGGACGGCCUGUUGCUGGACACCGAGACGCUUUACACGCUGGCCGCCCAAAUGGUUCUCGAUCCUUAUGGCAAGACUUAUACGUUUGAGGCAAAGCAGCAGUUGAUGGGAUUGCAGACACGUCCAAUGGCCGAGUUUAUGGUGAAAUACUAUGACUUGCCAAUUAGCUGGGAAGAGUACGCCAAACAACAGCUGGAGAAUACACGCACUUUGAUGGGGGAUGCGAAAUUAAUGCCAGGUGCCGAGCGCCUUUUGCGUCAUCUGCAUGCAAACAAAGUGCCUUUUGCCCUGGCAACCAGCUCGGGCGCUGAAAUGGUCGAACUGAAGACGCGCAAGCACCGCGAACUCUUCGAUCUGUUCAAUCAUCGUGUGUGCGGCUCGUCGGACAAGGAGGUAAAGAAUGGCAAACCAGCGCCAGAUAUUUUCCUCAUUGCCGCCGAUCGGUUUGCGGAUAAACCCGAGCCCGCCAACUGUUUGGUGUUUGAGGAUUCUCCGAAUGGCGUUACGGCUGGCGAGAGUGCUGGAAUGCAGGUGAUCAUGGUGCCGGAUUCCCGAUUGUCGCCGGAUCGUUGCUCUCAUGCGACGCAAGUGUUGAGCUCUCUGGAGGAUUUCCAGCCCGAGUUGUUUGGCCUGCCACCAUUUAAGAACUAAUUUAAUUAAUCGCUUUGUUGAUUGUCGACUAAUCAUGUGUACCUAAUGUCGCUAAAUGUCAUUACUAAAUUAAACAAAACAAAUAAUAUACACAAUGUACUUACUGCAAGUAUACAACAUAAAAUACAAGACAAAGUUUAAAA
Molecule: messenger RNA, 981 nt
Organism: Drosophila albomicans
Lineage: Eukaryota; Metazoa; Arthropoda; Insecta; Diptera; Drosophilidae
Product: probable pseudouridine-5'-phosphatase
Exons: 4
Coding region: 143-838 (231 amino acids)
Molecular function (GO): phosphatase activity
Source: RefSeq, a predicted model, not a curated record